AGCUGCAUUUUAGAAAGAUUACAUUUCCGAUUGCACGUUGCAAUUAAAUCAAGCCGCCUUGUCUUCUGAACUCGAUCGACUGUCCUUCGUCUACUCCAUCUUUCCGUGAACUCUGGAUUAAUCCAGGGUACCGGCAGAGUGUGGAAAGGGGUCGGGUGGAGAUGGAGGAAGGGGAGCGGCGGACGUCGUCGUACGACGGUUUCUUCCUCUCUCUGUUGCUUCUCCUCGCAGGUGGUUGGCUCGUUUCUGCGGAGGCCGUCGGCGAGGGAGGCUCCCGGAACAACAGUCUCUGUGCGGCCGUUAUCAGGCCGCUCGGUUACCCAUGUUUCGAGCACACGGUUGAGACAAAGGAUGGAUACAUUUUGGCCAUACAACGCAUUCCCAAUGGACGAGAAUUGGUCAAAUCUGAACCUGGUCCUGCUGUUUUUCUUCAGCAUGGUCUUUUUCAGGGUGGGGAUACUUGGUUUGCAAACUCCAUUGAAGAGUCCUUGGGGUUUAUCCUUGCUGAUUCUGGUUUUGAUGUGUGGGUUGGAAAUGUACGUGGGACAAAUUGGAGCCAUGGGCAUGUUUCCCUUUCUGAGAGCAACAAGGAGUUCUGGGAUUGGAGUUGGGAGGAAUUGGCUCUAUAUGACCUUUCAGCUAUGAUUAAUUAUGUUUAUUCAGCGACAAAUUCUAAAGUUCACUUUGUUGGACAUUCACAGGGAACUAUAAUGGCUCUAGCAGCCUUUACUCAGCCAAUGAUAUCAGAGAUGGUGGCAGCUGCAUCCCUUUUAUGUCCUAUAUCUUAUCUUGAUCAUAUUAGUUCCCACUUUGUUCUUAGAGCUGUAAGCAUGCAUGUCGAUCAGAUGCUGGUGGCUAUUGGCUUGCAUCAGCUUAACUUCCGCAGUAACAUAGGGAUCCAAGUACUAGAAUCUGUAUGUGAUGGUCAUAUCAACUGCAGUGAUUUAUUAUCAGCUAUAACAGGGAACAAUUGUUGCUUCAAUAACUCUCGUGUGGAUCAGUAUCUUAAAUAUGAACCUCAACCUUCAUCAACCAAAAACCUUAGGCAUCUAUUCCAAAUGAUUCGUAAGGGCACGUUUUCAAGGUUUGAUUAUGGACCAUGGGGAAAUUUGAAAUCUUAUGGCAGUUUGAAGCCUCCUGCCUUUGAUCUCACAAACAUUCCAGAUUCAUUGCCACUGUGGAUUGCUUAUGGUGGACAGGAUGCACUAGCAGUUCCAACAGAUAUCGAUCAUACUCUCCAGGAAUUGCAACCUGAACCGCAGAUGCUUUAUUUAGAUUCUUAUGGUCACAUGGAUUUCAUUUUGAGCCCAUAUGCUAAAACAGAUGUAUAUGAUAAGUUGAUUGAGUUUUUAAGAUCAUGUGGAAGGAGGUCUACUUAUUAAGGUUGGAUCUGUUAAUGCUAUCCACAAUGUAUAUGAGGUGGAUGGUAAUUUGCUUGCUUUUACUCUUCAGGCUUAAGCAGUGGAGCCUUUUCCUUGUAUAUAAUGGAUAAAAGCAUAAAAGUGGAAAGUUUCAAACCGUCAACCGAGAAAUUGCAUUCAAACGUUCUUUUA
Molecule: messenger RNA, 1553 nt
Organism: Nymphaea colorata (pocket water lily)
Lineage: Eukaryota; Viridiplantae; Streptophyta; Magnoliopsida; Nymphaeales; Nymphaeaceae
Product: triacylglycerol lipase 1
Exons: 9
Coding region: 162-1382 (406 amino acids)
Biological process (GO): lipid metabolic process
Molecular function (GO): hydrolase activity, acting on ester bonds
Source: RefSeq, a predicted model, not a curated record